Gryllus bimaculatus (two-spotted cricket) is the source of this 2064-nucleotide messenger RNA. The record is from the annotation of a GenBank genome assembly. NCBI's taxonomy places the organism in Eukaryota, Metazoa, Arthropoda, Insecta, Orthoptera, Gryllidae.
GUAUAUAACGUCUCAACGCCACUCUCUGUGCCAGAGGAUAACCACGUUAUAUUGUGGUGUAAUGUUGAUAUACGCUCUGUGCAAGUGCUUUGGAAAUUGAACCAACCAAUAUGGAAAUAAUGGUUUGGAUUAGUAGGUUGUUGUAACGUGUGCGUGCGUUUGGUUAUGGUGUAGGUAUAAUUUGCGUAAUAAGUGGAAAAUUUGGAACACGAGGUGAAAUUUCAACAAAUGCCAUUCUGUGACAAUUUUAUUGUCACUUCAAACAAAUGUGCAUAUGUGAAGGUGUUAAGUAUUGCAUUGUGCCUUUGAGUGAAUGGCAAGAAGAUGCGAUGAAAGCUUGCUUGUGGAUUUUUUGCCUGAGAUUAUUUAUUCAUGGAUGAUUUCUUAGAGGGCAUUUUUAGUGAAGAUAGCGAUGGAUGGGAUCAUGGAGAAGCUGAAGCCGCCUUGUACAGCAUGGUUCAUCAUAGUGAAGAAACAUACAAUACCAGCAUGUUAGAAUUUAGUGAAGGUUAUAUCCGUCAGAGAAAUAAUGUUAAUAGGUGGGAGGUUUUAAAGCAAAUACGAAAUUCUGGAACCCCAAGUAAUUAUAUUUUACAUCCUCAAAAUAUCAGUCCAGCAGCCAAUCAUAUACCCUUUGUUGACAAUAAUAUUUCCAGCAUAUCCAAAACAAUGUUUGGCCAACGGUUUAAUAGUAGAGAACAGAAUGUAAACUAUCACAGAACCGAUAAACCACAAAAUAUGAAUGAAAGAAUCAGAAACGUUUAUCAAAGGAAGAGUAAUCUUGUGCCUAUAUUUGUCCAAAGGAAUGAUUACAAUCUACAAUACAGUGUUGACCCUCAGGCUAUUUUGAAAGUAAAUAAUUUUAGUUCAUUUGAAACCCCUAGAAAUGUCAGCCAGAUUGAGAGUGAAUUCAACAGAAAAAGUGUUGGCUUCUUGAAGCACCGUGGCAGACAAUCUGGAGAAGGUAUUGUUGAUAAUUCUCUCUUUGGGAUGGAGCAAAAUAGAAACCCAACUAAUAGAACCAAUUCAUAUUAUGGAUUAAAAGUUGCUGGUGAUCCUAGUGCUAGUACAAGUAAGGAAAAGAAUGCAUCAAACAUUCCUGAAGUUGGUUCUAAUAUUUGUCCCCCAAAAAGGUUCAAUGGUAUUGAAAACCAUAAUUCUAAAAUUUGUGCAGUUGAAAAGAAUGCUCCAAAGAUUGUUGAAGUGUCAAGUACAACAACAGACGAAGUUGUGAUCAUUAGUGACACUGAUGGUAAUGAAGACCAUUCAGAUCAGUCUGUUGUGGAGGUAUGUAUCCCUGCAAAACCUUCACCGCCCGUGGUAGCAUUAGACAGUUCAGAUGAAUCAGAAACGGGAGACAUUUCAAAUAAGUCUCUUAUUUUAAAUGUCAAUAAGACCAAUAAAAAAUUGAUUACUAAUAGCCCUCACACCAGUCAAAGUACUACAGUAAGCAGUAAAAAUAUCAAGAACCCAUUGUUUAUGAUCAGCUCAACUUCCAAAGAAAUAAAAAAAAAGACGAAGAAGAAGAAAAAGCGUAAACUCAUUCAUUCAUUUGAAUGUAAAUCGUGGACUACUGGAAUGUUGCAAUUCUACAAUACAUCUUGGGGAGGUGAAACUUAUGAUCAUCAAAAAUUACUUCAAGAGAUGACAUCUAACCCAAACAAGUGGAAAAUUCUGGAUGUUGAUAAAUAUGGGCCUGUCAAAAAUUAUGGUCCUCGAAUACGUUGUGCUAAUUGCAGUCAGUUUGGGCACAUGGCUAAACAGUGCCCUGAUCCGAAGAAAAUGAAAUGUUGUUCAAUGUGUGGCCAGCGUGGACAUGUAGAAAAUGAGUGUCCAAAUAAAUUAUGUUUAAAAUGUGGUCGGCCUGCUCCACUCUUCAAUGAAGGUUGCCCUUCGUGUUGGAAUCAUUCACCAAACUGUGCUUCAUGUGGAGGCAAAGAUCACUUUAAUUGGUUGUGUCCUGAUGUAUGGCGUAAGCUUCAUUCUGUGGUGAGUAAAAUAAAUGCGAUUUUUAUAGAAUAUGUAGUUUUUAUUGUGAACUUUAAGUUUGGAGGUUCUUAUUAA